Cyprinodon variegatus (sheepshead minnow) is the source of this 4551-nucleotide messenger RNA. Its product is annotated as dystroglycan-like. Gene Ontology annotation, cellular component: basement membrane; dystrophin-associated glycoprotein complex; sarcolemma. The coding region runs from base 700 to 3417 and encodes 905 amino acids. Lineage: Eukaryota; Metazoa; Chordata; Actinopteri; Cyprinodontiformes; Cyprinodontidae. Gene Ontology annotation, biological process: morphogenesis of an epithelium; muscle attachment; nerve development. The record is from RefSeq and is a predicted model, not a curated record. Gene Ontology annotation, molecular function: calcium ion binding; laminin binding. The transcript has 4 exons.
CGGGAGCAAACUCGCCUCCUGGAUCAGGAUCGGACAUUUGCGUGGAGCACCGCCGAGGAUCGGGACUCUCUGCUGCCGUGGAGGCUGCUGAGAUCCAACAUCGGCGUUCCUUCAGAUGAUUUCAGGAGAACAAAAAGCCACCAAAACAUUCCCCUUUCUUCUGCCACAUCCCACCGGUUCCCUCCGCCUCUCCCGGUUCCGGGGAAAAGAUUCUACCGCUUGGUUCGCGUUCCGAUCCCGGUGCUGGUUCUGAGAUCUCUGGAUUGAUUGAGAAGCGCUGCUGCCGCUAAGUUUGGAGCAGCCCGUUAGAAGGAGGAGGAGGAGGAGGAGGAGGGACAGAGGAGAUCUGACACCGAGCACAGAGCUAUAUCUGUCCGCUGACUGCUGCAGGGAGCCGCACCGGAGCGCCACCGCAGGGGAGAGGGGAUUUAUCCAGGAAAGGGAUUCACGAUCUCGAAGUUGUCCGGCCCAAUGGGACUCCCUGAGCUGUGAGGGACGCUCAAGAAACGAGCAAAGUUAGAGGACUAAAGCGGGUGGAGGAGGCGGGGCAGAAGAAGGCGCCAGGCGAGGAGAGGUUUUAAAAGAAGGAUUUGGUCAAUCUGUUGGGGGUGCAUGCCCCCUCGAGACCUUUCCCUCCUUCUUGAACAUCCUCCUUUUUGCUGGUUUCUGCAUCACUGACAAGCAAACAAAAGGCCAAGAAUGUUCAGUAAACGGAGUGUGGGCUGGCUGAGAGCUAGCAGGGGCCUCAGCGGGACUUCGUCAAGGACUAGAGUCUGGCUACUGGGUUUGGUUUUCACUGCGAUCAGUUGGAUUCCCCUACCGGCCAGCGCAGAAGUAGAGAUUGACAUGCUGGGAGGAAUGGUGUUGUUGGACGCUGGUGGAGAGGGUGAGGAGUUGGGAGGAGGCGGGAGUGAGCUGGAAGCCUCCAUGCACUCGUCGCUGCUUCGUGACUUCCAGGAAGUGGCGGAGAGCCUCCGGGUGAUGGACGUUGGGGAAAUGGCAGCAGCACGGCAGGAAACGGCGACUCCCACGGCUUUCCCAGACUCCUCAGCGGUGGUUGGCCGGGUUUUCCAGAUCAAGGUGCCAAACAAGAUGGAGGAUGCUUACCUGGGAGAUAUCAUAAAGGUGACGGAAAUGGGAAAGGAUUCCCUGCCGUCCUGGCUCCACUGGGAUGUCGACAGUAGAAUCUUGCGGGGGCUCCCUCUGGAUGAGGAUAAAGGAGUUCACUACAUCUCUCUUACUAUUUCCAACCACACAAAGCCCUCCUCUUCCUCCACCUCCUCCUCAUCAGAGGUGUUUUCCAUCGAGGUUCACCCUGAAGACCACUUUGAUUCAGACUCAUCUCAGCUGCUGUCCAACCAGGCAGCCGUGGAAGAUCACAUCCAGCCGUUCACCUGUGGCAAUGAGGAGCCAGUCACCAUCCUAACGGUGAUUCUGGAUGCAGAUUUAACAAAGAUGAACUCCGAGCAGAGGGUGGAGCUCCUUGAAAACAUGAGGAGCUUCUCAGGAGUGGAGCUCCAGCACAUGAAGAUGCUCCCUGUGGUUAAUAACAGACUGUUUGACAUGUCUGCAUUUAUGGCAGGACCGGGCAACGCAAAAAAGGUUGUUGAGAACGGGGCGCUUCUUUCAUGGAAACUUGGCUGCUCAUUGGACCAGACCACUGUUCCAAAUAUAAACAGUGUCCAGGAUCCAGCUAAAGAAGGGACAAUGUCUGCCAGGUUGGGAUACCCUGUGGUUGGAUGGCAUAUUGCUAACAAGAAGCCACAUGUCCCAAAGCGCGUGAGAAGGCAGCUGAACAUCACUCCCACGCCUAUUCUUGCUGUGCUUCCUCCGACAACAGCAGUGGAACCUCCAGUGAGGAUUGUCCCAACCCUCUCUUCUCCUUCUAUUGCUUCACCUACAGAAAGUUCUGCUCCCCCUGUACGAGGCCCUGUACCCCUUCCUGGAAAGCCCACCAAUAAAAUUCGUGACCCUAUUGCUCACACCCCAACCUUGGGGCCACCUCAACCAACAAGGGUAGUUGAGACCACCAGCACGGUUUCCAUUCAGCCAACCAUGACCAGGCCAAACUAUGUAGAAGCCACUCCCACAUUACCCACUCCACCAAAAAAGACCACCAGGAAACCACCUAGAAGGCCCAAAACCACUCCAAUGACCCCCAAGUCCACUACCCCCGCCACAAGUACACCAUCACCUGAUGUCAUACAUGAUCCAUUCAAUGAAAAGCCAGUACUGAGGAAUCCCAUAGAUCAGGUUAAUGCACUAGUGGGCACCUAUUUCGAGGUUAAAAUUCCCUCUGAUACAUUCUUUGAUAAAGAGGAUGGUACAACAGACAAGCUGCGUCUGACCCUGAGAGAGAACCACAAGGAUGUGGUUGGAGACGAAUCCUGGAUCCAGUUCAAUACCACCAGCCAGCUGCUGUAUGGCCUUCCUGAUGUUCAGCACAUUGGGAAACAUGAGUACUAUAUGCAGGCAGAAGACAAGGGUGGCCUCAAAGCCAUUGACGCCUUUGAAGUCAGAGUAAAACGCUGGCCUCUCAACGACAAAACACCAGUCAUAUUUACUGCCCGCUUCGAGGGAGAGCCACGUAUGAUUACUAACAACAUCCACAAGAAGAUUCUUCUGGUUAAGAAGCUGGCAUAUGUACUGGGAGACCGCAACAGCAGCACGGUGAGUUUAAGGAAUAUCAGCAAGGGGUCAAUUGUGGUUGAAUGGACAAACACCAGCCUCCCCCAGCACCCAUGCCCAAAGGAAAUACUCAGAGACAUGAGCAGGACCCUUGGAGAUGCAAGUGGGAAACCCUCACAGAAGUUUAAGAACUACAUGGGGCCUGAAUUCAGUCCAAUUAAGGUUGAGGUGAGGGGCAAAGCAAGCUGCCGAACAUACUCCUUCAUCCCACCAGCAGAGAUUGAUAUCCCAGAACCUUCUGCAGUUACUCCAGGUCUUGGAUCAAGCCGGGACAGCACUGAUGAUGUCUAUCUUCACACAGUAAUUCCUGCUGUGGUAGUUGCAGCCAUCCUACUCAUUGCAGGAAUCAUUGCGAUGAUCUGCUACAGGAAGAAGCGGCGGGGCAAGCUCACCAUUGAGGAUCAAGCCACCUUCAUCAAGAAGGGAGUGCCUAUCAUUUUUGCAGAUGAGCUUGAUGACUCCAAGCCUCCCCCAUCCUCCAGUAUGCCCCUGAUUCUCCAGGAAGAAAAGCCCCCUCUUCCUCCCCCUGAAUAUCCCAACAUGGCUAGUCCAGAAACGACUCCCCUCAAUCAAGAGUUGCUAGGGGAGUACACAGCUCUGCGAGAUGAGGAUCCAAAUGCCCCUCCCUACCAACCACCUCCUCCCUUCACCACUCCCAUGGAGGGCAAGGGCUCUCGUCCAAAGAACAUGACUCCCUACAGAUCUCCACCCCCCUACGUGCCCCCCUAAGACUUAUUUGCCCCUCACCUGAAAGGGUGGAGGGAUGCUCCAGGAACUGUGCUGGUUUCUGCUGUUUCUGUCUGGACUUUUACAGGAAGAUAUGUCAAGAGGUGCUAAAGUUCCAAAAACAGGAGAUUAUGGUUUGGGUGGGGGUAUAGGAUGUUGGAACUACUUUGAGGGACUACUGGUUCUAUGGUAGCCCACAUUCUGCAAUAGCCUGACAAGUCUCAUAACAGUGGGCUUUCGGUUCAACCAAGCUUCUGAGAAGAAACAACUGGGAGAGCUGCUCUCCCUUCUCAGCAUUUUUUCUUAGAUUUGAAUACUGGAUUCUACUUUGUUUUCUUCUUUUCCCAAUAACACUUUCUUUUUCACUGGACUGAAGUGUUGCCUAACAGCCUUUAUUGUGUCCUGCUUUUAAACAACACAAGAAGAGAACAACAAACUGUCGCCAGACCUCUGCUUGGAGACACUCGUCUUCUAAAAACAGCGUCAGAUUCUCUUCCAAAUCAGAGAAUCUCAGAUCACCCCUGCAGACGAUGCAAGAGACGGGGAGGCCGAAGUGUACGCGUGUGAACGAGUAUUUGUGUGCGUUUAUUCGGAUUCAUAACGGUUUGCCUUUUAACACUAUUUAUCUGUUUUUAUCCUUAUUCACAAUGUCUAGUUAGGCUGAGAAUAACAAGGUAGCCUAAAAAGAUAUAGAGAGGAGUAGUCAUGUUCUGUUUGUUUUUAAAAUCAUAAAAUUUCUGGAAGACAUCUUUUUUCAGGAGGGUAGAAUGAAUUGCAGAAGACUGAUUUAUCUUCUGUAAUGCUAGACAUUUUUUUUCUCUUUUCAGUUCUUCUACAAUUAAAAUCAGCCACAACUUGUCCUGUUGGAUAAUAAAGACGUAAGAAAAAAAUGAGUGGGGUGGGCCUCAUGGUCUCAGCUGCUGACCACAAACAUUUCAACCAAAAAAUGCAUCCCAGCUGACAAAGUUACCCAAUAUUGUAACCACAGUGGCAAGGAAAUACUAUGGAAUUUUCUCUUAAUUAACAUUGAUAACAUUGGAGACCAGUUUUGGUAAGAAUAAAAACACAAACGUGAGAAAAGUAUAUCCUCUUAGUACAUACUGUGCCUUUAGGUUUUAUAAACUAUUAAAAAAAGGU